Westerdykella ornata is the source of this 989-nucleotide messenger RNA. RefSeq lists its product as uncharacterized. The transcript has a single exon. Bases 199 to 894 code for a protein of 231 amino acids. The record is from RefSeq and is a predicted model, not a curated record. Lineage: Eukaryota; Fungi; Ascomycota; Dothideomycetes; Pleosporales; Sporormiaceae.
AGCAAGAUUUGCCACUUCCUAAUCUUUCGGAAGUCAGUGUGAGCACUGAGACUUUUCCUGAAGGCGAGAACGAACGGGGAAAGCGCUCCGAAGCCGUGAUGGAGAAGGUCGUCAAAGAAAUAGGUGAGCUCCAGUUUCUGGGCGAAAGAGAAACACCUGGCAGGCUCUGAUCUUCUCGAAAAUUCAGCCCUGGACGCAAUGACACAUGAAAAAGAGCAAUGGAAGUGGAAAGCGGAAUCUUACGCGAAGCAGCUGGAAACUCUUCAGAAACGCCACAAGGCGACCCUCAAGUCCCAUUCUGCAUUGAGACGGGAAGCCAUCGGCAGAACCAACAUGCUGGAGCUGGAAAACCGCCAACUGAAAGCCGAGAAUGCAGCGCUGAAGGGCAAAUUGACUGAGAUGGAACGUGAAAACGCGAUGCUCACUCAUGUGAGUAAUACCCGGUCGAACAAGCUGCGUGGAGCGAACAAAAAGGCUCGCAAAGAAAAGAGGAAUGCGAGCAAAGAGAGCGAAAAGGCGAAGACCGCGGUGGAUGACGAGAACACGAAGCUCAAAGCGGGACGAAACUGGAGGAAGGACCUGAAUGAAGCAUUGGCAGCUCUGGCGAAAGAGAAGAAGCUGACCAUGGCCCUUUCCGAUGAGCUCGAUAUCGAAAAGUCGGGCAAAGCCCAUAUGCGUGAGGAUGGCACCGACCAGGAUGAUACGACAGUCGUUAUCCCCAUCGAAUUCAAGAUCUACCGUGGCGACUUCCAUAAGCUAGCGAUGCUCUUCGAAGCCAAUCGCAUCAAAACCACCGAGCAGUAUGAGCUGUGGUACAUGUUGUGGAAGAAGGCUCAGAUAAAGAAAAAAAAACUUAGGUGGUUGAAGCAGACUACGAAUCGUCUAGAGAGAUGACGAAGAAAAUCAAGAUUGGGACUGAUAUCUAUGACGACAUGACUGAUGUGCCCGCUGAAAUGGACGGCAACGUUUACGUACCGCGCACCGAAGAC